This is a messenger RNA of Penicillium macrosclerotiorum, 210 nucleotides long. RefSeq lists its product as uncharacterized. Bases 1 to 210 code for a protein of 69 amino acids. The record is from RefSeq and is a predicted model, not a curated record. Lineage: Eukaryota; Fungi; Ascomycota; Eurotiomycetes; Eurotiales; Aspergillaceae. The transcript has a single exon.
AUGCUCUCAGCAUCAGCCUCCAAUCUUCUGUCCGAUCCUCCGACGGUCCGACCCUCCGACCCCUCGACCCUUGACGAACGGGUCCUAUCGGUCUAUGAGUGUGUCCAUUUUAAUCCGAGCUUCGAUGAAAUUCCCGCACACGAGUCCCCAUCCCAGCCAGACGGAACCGAAACCCAAGGAUUGCACCAGUCACAGUGUGCGGGCUCUUAG